Messenger RNA from Neurospora tetraspora, 612 nucleotides. RefSeq lists its product as uncharacterized. The transcript is spliced from 7 exons. Bases 1 to 612 code for a protein of 203 amino acids. NCBI's taxonomy places the organism in Eukaryota, Fungi, Ascomycota, Sordariomycetes, Sordariales, Sordariaceae. The record is from RefSeq and is a predicted model, not a curated record.
AUGUGCGGCAGAUACCGACAGUGUCCCGAUGGCCGUGCACGAGUCGCAACUCUGGCUCCUGGUGCCAUUGUGGUCCAUCGCGCUCAGUCGGUCGGAGUUAACCAUCACGCCCCCUUCUCCGACAGCGCCCAGCUUGGUCUCUGUGUUUUGCGUACUGCUUCCACCAUCGGCUCAGGACCUCCUGCGCGCACUGCGCAAACCGGCAUCGACGCACAGCCCUUGUCGCAUACUUCCCGACGCCCUGGCUGGUGGUCACCCCCUGCAAUUCCCAGAAGCCCUGCCCAGCAAUCGAUGGCACCCGCACCUAGAAGGCUUUCGACAGGCACCCGAUUUUUCUGGAACAUCUGUGAUCCUGGGAUACCUGACUUGGGCCAGGACCCCUGUCCAAAUGCGGCAACUUUGCAACGGUAUAGUGCAAUGUUCGUGACGGGAAAAUGUACGGAUAUCCUUGCCAACGGAUGUGUAAAGGCGGGAACGUUGAGCGACCGGCCUGGUGACAGCUGGACCGCGUGUGGUGGUGGAUUCCUUGAGUACUCACAACGCUUUGUCUUGCCUUCGGCAGCUGAAGGGAUCCUGAUUAGGACGCGACGGCGAACGGAUACCUCAAGGUAA